Molecule: messenger RNA, 490 nt
Organism: Leptidea sinapis
Lineage: Eukaryota; Metazoa; Arthropoda; Insecta; Lepidoptera; Pieridae
Product: MD-2-related lipid-recognition protein-like
Exons: 3
Coding region: 90-473 (127 amino acids)
Source: RefSeq, a predicted model, not a curated record
GGAGCUAAUAGAGGUCGACAGAUAACUCUAAUGCCGCUCUAGCAAUAUUCUGACAAGCAGUCGAACAGUCGCGGUCGGUCGAACGCAUCAUGAAGUUUUUAUAUGUUUUAUUGGCCAUAAUCGGUGCUGCACUCGGUGAAAUUGCUAAAUUCCAGAAAUGCCCUGAAUCGCCAGACAGCGUAUGCACCGUCAGUGAAGUAAGACUAACACCAUGCCCCAACCCCAAACGGUGUAAGAUGACCGCCGGGACCCAGUCCUCCAUCUCAUUUGAUUACACUCCGAAGUUCUCAACGGAGAAGCUGCUAGCAGGAUUGUUCUGGGCGAGUGACAGAGGAGACAUACCAUUCCCAGAUCUGACCGAAGCCGAUGGAUGCCAGUUAACCAAGUGUCCUGUUGAAGCUGACAAACAACAAACUUUGGACUACAGCAUCCGGCUGAACAAGAAGUUGCCUUCCGUAAGCUUCAUCUUGUAGUGGAAUAGAAGGACUGA